GAGACUGUAUUUUUUUUAACCAUGGAAAUUGACGAAAGUACGACGACUGAAAAAAAGAAGAUGUCAUUUUCUCAACGUAUCAAGCAUGUUAUAAGCCAUGUAACAAUAGAACCUUGUGCAUUUUUAAUAAUAUUCUCGAGUGUCCUACAAAGUGUCGCUACGCAAUCCUUAGGUUUACAAAAAGCAUGCCGAGUGAAUUUAGAAUUGGGCGACGAGAUCUGCGAAGCACUCAGAACACAAAAUCAGACAGAAGAUUUUUCUGUUUACGAGAGAAUGGUGCAGGAGCUAUAUUCGAGUCAAGUGGCAUGGAGGAGCGUUCUACAAACCGUAUUUCCGUGUGUAAUAAUCAUUUUUGUUGGAGGGUGGAGUGACGCGACCGGCAGAAGGAAAGUGAUAAUGCUGACUUGUCUUUGUGGUGAAAUAGCACAUUCGUUAAACAACAUCAUUAACGUGAUAUUUUUCUAUCAAAUCCGUCUGGAACUUUACAUAUUUUUCGACGUGUUCACUGUUAGUAUUGUCGGAGGCGCCAGUGUGAUGUUCUUGGCACUGAUGAACUACAUAUGUGAUAUAACGACAGAAGAAAACAGAACGUAUAGAAUCGGUUUUGUCAGCUUGUGCACAUUUGCCGGAAUGCCAUUGGGCUUAUCCUUGUCGGGUAUUGUUUUAAAUCGUUUUGGAUAUUACACUAUAUUCAUAUCGUCACUAAUUCUGCAUAUUAUAAACUUUAUUUAUAUGAUAUUUUUAAUAUCUGAUCGUGCCAGGACAACGGAUCAAAAAAUGCACGACGGGAAAGGGGUGAUGCAUUUCCUAAGGACUUUCUUCAACCUAGCGAUUAUAAGGGAGACUUUAACUAUAAUCUGGAAAAAGACAGAAAACAACAGAAGAAUAAAAAUUAUUAUAAUACUUCUUUCUGUCAAUGUCCUGUACGGACCUUUCUUUGGAGAAACUGCAACUGUAUAUAUGUUGACGAGAUAUCGUUUCAACUGGAAUGAUGUACAGUUCAGUUUCUACCAGACCUACCACUUCCUCGUAAGUUUAAUAGGUUCCAUGAUAUCUUUGUUGCUGUUCAGCAAAUAUUUAAAAUGGGACGACACUAUAUUGGGAAUAAUUGCUACUACCAGCAAGAUUUUAUCUUCGUUUGUGUAUUGCUUCGCACCGACCUCAGCCAUUUUCUAUACAGCUUCUCUCGUCGAUAUAUUAAGCGGCGCGAUGUUAGCUUUAUUGAGCGUGAGAUCAAUUUUCACAAAACUAAUGAGCCCGUAUGAACUUGGCAAGGCGACAUCAUUAUUAGUUUUGAUAGAAAACUUGACACCGUUAAUGUAUGUUCCGAUUUACACAAAAAUUUAUACUGCCACCAUGGAUACAUUGCCAGGAGCCAUUUAUCUCUUCGGAGCCGCCAUGACUAUACCCGGCCUACUGAUAUUCAUAUAUCUUUUCAUCGUGCACCGAAUUGACUCAAGAAAGAAGGCGAUUCCGAACUAAUCGAAUCUCCAAAACAUUUGAAACAAACUUAUGGUCUAAAAAAAUAUAUUUAACUUUAUUCUAUUUAUCUUAAAUGUAACUAAACAUUUAAAGUGAAUAUUAAACAAGAAAUUUUUACUUAUGUAUUUUUUAUGUUUUAAUCUACCUGAAAUUGAAAUAAUUUUAUUUUUACGUUAUAUCUCGAAUUUUAGAUUAAACUUACCUAUACAAUAAUAUACUCUACUAAAAUUGUAAAUUCUGUUUCAAAAAAAUAAUCUGAAUUAUUGUCAAUAGCUAU
Messenger RNA from Manduca sexta (tobacco hornworm), 1759 nucleotides. RefSeq names its product solute carrier family 46 member 3. Gene Ontology annotation, cellular component: membrane. Gene Ontology annotation, molecular function: transmembrane transporter activity. Gene Ontology annotation, biological process: transmembrane transport. The coding region runs from base 22 to 1482 and encodes 486 amino acids. Lineage: Eukaryota; Metazoa; Arthropoda; Insecta; Lepidoptera; Sphingidae. The transcript has 7 exons. The record is from RefSeq and is a predicted model, not a curated record.